Gossypium raimondii (Peruvian cotton) is the source of this 861-nucleotide messenger RNA. RefSeq lists its product as uncharacterized. The record is from RefSeq and is a predicted model, not a curated record. Lineage: Eukaryota; Viridiplantae; Streptophyta; Magnoliopsida; Malvales; Malvaceae. The coding region runs from base 127 to 651 and encodes 174 amino acids. The transcript is spliced from 2 exons.
UCAUAUAUACACCGACUAUGUUUUUUGCAUCAUAUAGGACAUUCUUACUUACAUUCUGCACACAAGAAAAGGCUAUUGAUCAGUUUCUCUCUUGAAAGAGUUAAAAUUCCCUCUCUUUGACCCCAAAUGAUAAUGAAAGACAGUUCCUGCUCUUAUUUUCAUCCCAAAGAAGGUGUUGGGGUAUGCCCUUUGUGCUUGAAUGAGAGGCUUCUUAUCUUAGCUUCAACCACUAGCAGUGACACCCAUAGAUUUGUUCAACCUGUUUCUCACAUAAAAUCUCCCAAGUUCUUUGCUUUUACCUCUCUUCUCAAUCGUCUUCAGUUCAAGCAUUCCAAAUCUCAAACUUCUUAUGAUCCUGAUGAUGCUGCUUCAACCCCUCAAGCAGACUCCUUUAUCUCAAUCAAGUUUGAAGAGGACGGUGUUGGUUCAUGGGAAACAGGCGAAGUUACAAAGGUCUCACUUGAGCACUGCACCAAGUCUUGGAACCCCACCACGACCCAGAAUCAAAGGGAGGCCAAUAAAAGUGUGGUAGAACAGGUCAAACCACGCGGUUUGCUUAGGUGGCAAAAGCGGAUAGGCCACUUGUUCCAACUCAUCAAAAGUGGAAGAGGUCCAGCAAGCCAAAAGUGUGCCACAUUGGCAGCAAGGUAGAGGGAGCCAAGGUGAUGAAGAGGGACUGAAUAAGGACUCUAACAAAGAGGACCAAAAAUAAAGAGUUCCUUUUUUGUUGUUAUGCUUUGUUGUAUAGAAAAGGGACGCAAAAGCUUUGUCCACUACUCCACUAUAUCAAUUUGUGUCAUCGGAUAGUGCUUUCGGCUUAAAGUUCAAUAAACUACAACUCACAAUAAUACUUGUCGAUGA